GUGAGAACGGUGUCGACACAUUGCGAUCGCGGCACACAAGUACAGCUCUAAUCGUACCAAAUCGCGUCCCAAAACAACACGACGGAUUAGUUUAUUUCUGUUCUAUUCUAGCCUUUAUUCUUUGGUUUAAUAAUCCUACUGAUAACGUUUAUUUUGUACACCUUAGACUGUGGCUCAGGUGUACAGUCAAGUGUAGUGAACACCAUAGUGCAGUGGCGCGGGAUGAAAAAAUAGAAAGGUAAAGCCGGACCAAAAAAAUACACGUGAAUAAGCUAAGCGUCAUAGGUUGUUUUCCAAUUACAGAGCAUAAUGCGACUCAGUGGCGCACAAUGCCGAAUUAUGCUGAUGCUUAAUUGGAACGUGAAUUAGUUUUAAAAUGCACCAGCAGAGUGCGCUAAAUUCAGUGUCAAAAAAAAAAUAUUCAUAGAGUUAGCAAUAACCUCAUUAAUGUGUAAAUAAAGUGGUAUACAUAAUAUUUACAAUGAAACGAAAGCUUUAAAAAUUUUCAACAAUAAAUAAUAUUACUAAGGAUAGAAUAUAAAUAAAACAUUUCGAUCAAUGCCAACUUAAAGAAAAAAACACUUCUUAAUUUUCUGUCACUGAGUUGGUUUCACACGAAAACAUUACUUCUGAGAGUGCUCGAUUGUGCGAAGCGAUGCUGCAGUUGAAACAUUCAACGUUAAGCAUUAUGCCGCAUAAUGCGCUCUAGUGCUGUGGAAAACUACCAGAAUCUGCCAAGGGAAGCCGGUGGGAAUCGUGUUCUAAGGAGGCUUCGCCACUGCCAUAGUGUACAUAUUAACAUUAACUUUCUAUGUAAACUUCCUUUCUCUAUGUGUCUAACCAUAGAGAAAGUAAUCACCUUCGUUUAUGUUUAUGUCAGUAGAUCUAAUUGCUGUAGUUGAAGGACCCAUGAGACAAGAAAAGUAAUAAUUAUGAGCAAGGUGGCAUCUGUAAAGGCUGCCGCAGUCGAUGCCUCUCGUUUCUGUAAAAGUACAUUUUCUUUAACCUUCGCAGUAGAACUGCUUGGUAUAGAUGUAUGGCAUGACUGCAACGAAGGAUGGAUCGAUCUAGGUCCUUGUGUGCAGGGAAUGAGGAUACAAUAUCAAUUGUAUCCUGGUCAAGUUUAUGAUUUAGACAUACUUAUAUGGCCUCACGUUGCAAAGAUCUGGUGUGGAGCUCAUUAUGGUUGGGUAAGAACCUGGCAGUUUUUGGAAAGGAGGUUUCUCACUUUUUCCAUCCGUCAUAUUUUCCCAGUCCGGGUAAUGGAGUUACAAAGUUUCAUAGCUACCAUCACACCAUUGUUUGGAAUUGCAAACUUAAGCACUAACGCAAAAAACGAUAAGAAUGUUGAAGUUUAUCUUCCAUCAAUGAAGUUCGGUGAUCAGAGAUAUUUUGCUCCUGUGGUAGAAAGAGAACAAACUUUGAUAGAAUAUUUAGUGGAAUUAAUAUGGAGCUUAGUAGAAAAAUAUAUUCCAGCAUCAACUAUAGACGGUGUGUUUGAUGUUCCUAAGCCAGUCACAGAUGUUCGGCACCAGGAUACAAUAAUGUAUUACGUCAAAGAAGCCAUUUUGAAUAAAUUCGAAAAAGAAACCGAACCCGAACUAGAAUUAGAACCUGAGGAAUUUAAAAUAAAAGAAAGAAGAGAGACGAAGAUCGGAAAAGAUAAAGAAAAGGAAAAAGAGAAAAAAAGGGUUGAAGUUCCUAAAGUAAAGUUUGAAAUAAAAUUACUCGGUGAUUCUAUUCUAGCAGGCGUUGGAAGAAUUGUUCCAUUUGAGAAUAUCGGCGAUAGACCAAAUGAUCUUGGUGAAUUUAUAACAAUCAUUAGCAGUACCAAUUUGCCAGCUCAAGACGAUCGCCCAAUUAUAUUUGUGAAUGUCGAUACGUUAACAAAUUUACCAGCAGAAUAUCUAAGAAAACUCAGAAUAUCACAGGUAUACACUAGGUGGGUUAUAAAUAAAGAAACGCAUAAUUCGCAACCUCAAAACAUAAAUAUACAUAAAUCAGAUAUAAAAUUUAAUGAUCAUCAUGCACUUCAUUUUGAUCCGGAUGCAAUAUCUAAAGUAACGGCUACAUUAUUAGACAAUCCGUUUGAAGUACAGUUACGUGGCAUAAGAUCUACUAAUUUUCAAAAAGACAUGGCUCGAUUUUUUGGAUACAAAAAGGGUGAUCAAAGUUUUGGAGUUUCUUCAAGCAAGUUUGAAAAUGAAGAUUUAGAUGUUCUUAUAGCUGUAACGAAAAUUGACACACACGACAUGGCAAAAGGCAUGAGUAAUUUUAUAAGAGGAGAGUAUUCUCUAUUUCCGCCUAGAACUUCUUUAGUGGAAUUAGAAAGAGAACCUAUUUGUAGCAAUGACAUAAAUCACAUAAAGCAGCCUAUAUAUCCUAAUACAAUAGUACCAGCACACGUUAUAUUAGAAACACAAAUGUCUUUGGAAGUCUCUAUGGGACUUGUUGGUUGUAAAGCAAAAAAGUUGACAGAAAGUUUUGCAAGAUUAUAUUGUCUAGUCAAAGAUACCGAAAUCAUUAUGACGAUACUAAAAAGUAUUACAGAAAUCAAUGAAGGAUUUUUGCAGUGUGAUAUGGAAGAUAAUGUAUUAACAGGGUUUGCUCUAGACGUUGGCGAUGUAGUAUUACUCUACGUGGAAGGACCGAGUAAUGGGCAGAUUUUAAAAAUAUGGGAAAUGACGGAAGACUUUUAUCCAACAAUUAGACCAGUGUUUUCUAGCUCGAACAGAUAUUCUAGCAGAAUUUAUCCAGGUGUAUAUAUUUUCUUUAGGAUUACUCCUAGCUGCAUUGUCUUAAUCAGUCAGUAUAUAUUGAUGCUUUUCUUUUCAGUGCUAUCGAAGUCGCCUUUUAAUGUUUUAAAGAUGUAUGUUCCAUUGAGUGUAAUUUUAGCUUGUCCACCAGUAUAUGUUCGUCCAGCUUUGCCAUUUCCUACGAGAUCUGUAAGUUUGAACGUCACGAAACUAUAAUUUAUUGUGAUUAGCAAUUUUCUAGUACUGCUCACUUGAAUAUUUACUCUUCGUACAGUUUUUCGGAUUUUCUACUCGCAUAGGUAGUGAAAUUGAAAAUAAGCGAUUUUUUGGAAAGAACAUGGGUACUUAUUAUGAAACUUUUGAUGUUAAUGCUAGCUUUGUUCUCAAAUCUUUAUGUGUUCGCCGUUACUAAAGAAUUUAUAAUAUAGUGUAUUACUAAUUGUAGUAAAGCGACGGUAACUUCAGUUUCAAUGUAGAGGAAACUUAGGGAUAUUACAACUUCACGGAUAUGAUUGUAGGAAACGUUUUUAGUUAUUAUCAGUCUAUUAAAUAAAUGUACUCGCUGCUGGGGCACAUACCUUCCCUAUGGAAGGCAUUGAGAGAAUGAAUCAUGACCUACUAAAAGGGCCCAGUGCGGAUUGGUGUGUGCUAACGAUUGCAGAUGCAACCGAGACCAACGGCAUAGCAUAACGGCACAGCAUUUCGAAACUAAGAGGAGAUCAAGAUAUGCACUGCGAAAUCGAACUCAUCUCUCCUUUGAUUUGAUCUAAUCAGAUGAAAGAUUGACUUGGCGAGGUUUGAACUCAACCCGUUCAGUGUUUGUGCUUCUAGGUACUGCUUUGAAACAAAAGCAACAAACGCAUGUUUCAUUCCAGUAUAUUAUAUUAUGUAUAUUAAGUGGCUACGUUUAAUAAAACUCAGGUAUAUUAAACUUAUUGAGGAGCUCGAUGGCGCCAGGGAUUAGCGCGUUCGACUGCAAUUGUUGAAAUUAAGCAAUUUUCGUAGUGAUCAGCUAUUGAAUGGGUAUCCAAAAAUUCACCAUCUCCAGCUCUUUUGUGUUUCGGAAAGUACGUUAAGCCAUUGUUCCCGGCUGCAUCUGCAGUCGUUAGCCCCCACUAAACCACACUAGGCCCGCGUGGUGGGACAUGGCCCAAUCACUUUAUCCCAUCCAUAGGGAAGGCCUGUACCUCAACAGAGGGGGCAUUAAUAAGCUAGUGACGAUGAUGAUGAUAAUAAAACAUUUUGUGUUUUAGGCUGUAUUAAAGUUGGGUCGUCUGAUUGGCGGCAAGCUACGCGUUGCUCCACCAACGAGUGAAAUGCUAUCUGUAACAGAGCUGAAGAGUUUGAGACUUGAGUUGUGCGUGGCUCCCAGGCCAGCAGUAGUAACGCAACCCGGCGAUACUCAUAAAAAAAGUGAUUAAUAGAUCUUUGAACUUUUUUGUAUAUUCUCUCAAAAUAUGCUGACCUAUAGGGGCAUAUUCAAUAGGCAAAGAUUUGACAUAGAAAUAAACCAUCUUCUUUUAAGAUGCUUAGUAAUCUAUUGAUCCCCUUUAGCAAGGUAACGGAUUCUUUUAUAUACAAAAGUCUGACUGUUUAAUGCUUAUUAUCAAAAAUACAAAACUCUUUGAACUAUAUUACUUACUUACUUACUGCUGCGGCACAACGAUCCAAAGUGGAUCUUGGCCUCCGACACAAGAUGACGCCAUGCUCUGCGAUCCCGGGAUAGGUCCCGCCAGCAGUCAGCACCCAAAGACUGCAAGUCCCUCUGCACCUCGUCGCUACAGCGGUAUCUAGGACGUCCAACGGGUCGUCGUCCUAUCGGUCGCCCGAAAUACGCUGUUUUAACGGCUCGAUUCUCUCCCAUUGUCUCUACGUGUCCGAGCCAGCGAAGUCUAGCUGCUUUAAUUUCUGCUAUGAUGUUGGGCUCGGACAUUAGAUUUUCCAGCUCGAUGUUCAUCCGCACUCUCCAGCUGCCAUCCUCUCUCUGAGCCGGCCCCAGGAUCUUCCGUAGAAUCUUUAUCUUUCUUUAGGCGACUAACAACUUAUUCCCUCUUUAAGGGUCAGCGUCGGAGCCUCACAACCGUAUCUCUUUGAACUAUAUUAUAAAUUAAAAUAAUACAAUACCACAUUACGUCCGAAUACGCGUAAAAGAUUUAAAUAUGAUAUAUGCAUACCUAGGAUAAAUAAUUAUUGCAAUUCCAACUGCAAAAUUGUACACAGUUUUUUUAAGCAAUAAAGUUAUUAUUAUUAAUAAGCAUUUCAGGAAAAUUGCUACAAAAUAUAAACGAGGCAGAAGCUUAAACUCAAUGACAUUAGACUUGUUAUGCCGUGUUUUGUUCAUAUCUGAUGAUGCGAUUGUGAUCGUAAGCCCGAAUACGAGUGCCAAUGGAAUUCGGGUAAACGACUAAGUGUAAUGUAAAUGAACCGAAUCGAAUACUCCCGUAUUCGGGUAGUUUUCGUUUAGGUUACCCGACACCGUCUUCCAGCUCGUACUCCAGUGUAAAUAUUGCUUCGGGUGCCCGAAUUAGAAUACCUAAUUUCUUUCGAGUACCCAAUUGCGGGCUAACGACCAAGAGUAAUUGAGCCAUAAGGUUCUCAUCACCCAAGCCGAAUUCUAUAUUCAUGAUAAUAAGGAACCAAUUAUUUUACGCAGACGAACUAAAAAGCAAUAGCUAGAUAGUCCUUGUUACUAUAUAUAAUACCCCAACUUGUUUCAGAAGAUGAACAUCACAUGCCAUGCUUUCAAAGAAUCAAUUGGGAUAAGCAAGAAGCUAAAACGCUGGGGAGCGAAGAAAAGGAGUGCCUUUUUACAAUUUGAUUUUUUUACUUAUCAAUGGGUUUGACUUGCAUUAAACAUUUACAAUUUUUAUUAUUAAUAUUAUUUUAAUAUAUUUUAUACCAAUAACACAGUGCAUUGUAAUAUUAUAGACCCAACCCCUAUUUAUCAUAAUAAUAUUUAAGGAAAAAUGGUUUGCACCGUUGAAAUUUGUUUAAACAAGAUAAAAUAUACAUACCUGUGUCUCGGAAUACCUAACGUGAGUUUCUACUGUUGAAAAAAAAAAACUAUUCAGUAGUUCCGGAGUUUGCUUUCUAAAAACAAAGUUACAAAA
This is a messenger RNA of Chilo suppressalis (striped riceborer), 5866 nucleotides long. NCBI's taxonomy places the organism in Eukaryota, Metazoa, Arthropoda, Insecta, Lepidoptera, Crambidae. The record is from the annotation of a GenBank genome assembly.